This is a messenger RNA of Lachancea sp. 'fantastica', 294 nucleotides long. The record is from the annotation of a GenBank genome assembly. NCBI's taxonomy places the organism in Eukaryota, Fungi, Ascomycota, Saccharomycetes, Saccharomycetales, Saccharomycetaceae.
AUGAGUAGAGCUAGUAAAAUUACACUAGGCUUGUCGUGCUUAGCCACAGCCGCAACGGUCGUGGGUGUUCAUUACGUGCAAGAACUAGAAAGAGACACUUUGCAUCAGGGACCCAUCAAGGAUGCAAAGCGGAUAGCCGAAAGGAAGGCUGGUGGUUUGGACCCUGAAAAAGAGAAAAAACUAAUGUUCAACAAAGCAGACCACGAAAUGCAACAAGAACUUCGCAAAAAAUACGAAUCAAUGCAACCAUUGUCUGGCGAGGUUUUGACCACUGGCGGGAAGGAAGUAAAGUGA